Bombyx mandarina (wild silkworm) is the source of this 1878-nucleotide messenger RNA. RefSeq lists its product as uncharacterized. Lineage: Eukaryota; Metazoa; Arthropoda; Insecta; Lepidoptera; Bombycidae. The record is from RefSeq and is a predicted model, not a curated record.
AUGCCGUCAGGGGUUAUAUUCGUUGUUUGUAUACCCUCAAGUAAUUAUGAAUAUAUUUUAAAAUUCGGAAAACCUAAGGAUUUAAUAGACAUUAAUGAUUUCGCACCAAAACCCUUUCGCGUUGCUUUGGAAUUGAGGGGCAAGAGAUCCUUAAACAUUCCUGUACAUUUGACACAAGAACAAUAUUGCGAUCAAGCAUUCAUGCAACUGGAGAGUAUUAAAGAAGAAGAUUUUUUUACAAUGGAGAACAUUUUACAAGAACUUUUGAAAAAACUUCGCAUAGAACACGUAGUGUGGGUGAGUGAUAAAGUGGGCAAUUAUCACGAGGUCAUAUUCCCUGUUAAAACCGGGGACCAUUGCGAAACGUUACUUCAUUGUUUAACGCAACUUGGAAUCGGUGUCAAAUGUAAAUCUAUAGUGAGUGUUUUGCCGUGUAGUGUCGUGCACUCGGCAAUCGAUGAUGAUCUAAAUGACGAUGAAACCAUAUUGCGCCAAACAGAAGACGCGAAAAGAUGGAGAAGUUUCGUUGAAUCAAUAAGGUCAAAAUUGACAGUGAAACAAGUAGUAGACGGAGUUCGCGGAGGUGGAGAGUUAUCAUUUGAUUAUCUUACUCUUAUCAUAACAGCUGACUCUCUGGCAGCUUUGGGUCUUGUUGAAAAUAACGCGUCUAAUAUAGUAGCGGCAAUGCUGGUAUCUCCUUUAAUGGGUCCUGUGAUGUCUAUAACUUUCGGCACAAUAAUAGCCGAUAGGAGUCUAAUAAGGAGCGGUUUUGAAAGUCUAAUUGUGGGCAUGAUAUUCUCUCUGAUUUUUGGUUUCAUAUUUGGAUUGAUAUUGGGAACGACUGAAAUGCCUUGGGGAUUUGGUGAUUGGCCAACAGAAGAAAUGAAAUCACGAGGCAACGUACGAUCACUUUGGAUGGGCAUUUUAUGGGCACUAACUUCUGGAACUGGUGUAGCAUUAGCUCUACUACAAGGCAGCGCGGGUCCAUUAAUCGGUAUAGCUAUUUCAGCAUCUUUAUUGCCACCAGUGGUGAAUUGUGGCUUAUUUUGGGGGUUGGCAUGUAUUUGGCUGCUAUAUCCAGGGAUAAAAAUGCCUCAUAUAAAAGGAGAAUCUUACUUUGGAAACUCGUCAUAUCAACCUUUGUAUCACGAUUAUAUUCCAAUAGAAUUCGCCGUUAAUGGUAUUGUUAGUUGUUGUCUAACCAUUGUAAACGUUAUUUGUAUUUUUAUAACCGCCAUAAUAUUUCUGAAGAUAAAAGAAGUAGCAGCGCCCUAUACUUCCAGCCCGGAUUUAAGAAGAUUUUGGGAGCAAGAUAUCAAAGUUGCUAGAGAAGCUAACAAAUCUAAUUUGCGAGACGAAGAUGACGAAAGAACCGAAUUAGUUUUAGACGACCUUAAAGAAACAGACGAAAGCAUGAAGGAAAAAUUAGAAGCAGCCGUCCAAGAGGCUCUGAAUGACGAAACGUACAGGAAAGUGAAAAGAAUGAGUUAUCAAAGUCACAAUGCCGACGAGAUCGGCAGAACUAUUGGACACCAAACUUCAAAACGAUCUAGUAUUUAUUCAGAUGCCUCUACGCCGGCAACAAAAGCUAACAGUGAAGACAUAGCCGCAUUGGAUAAACUGCUUACGUCGAUUCUCGGGAUUAAGGAUAUCAACCGAAGAUCGUUUAUUUCUCAACGUGAUGCUUCGAGGAUCAAUAACAUGCCCUCUAUUGCGGAAUUGGGGAACAGACGAUCAGAAUCUACACCCGAUCGCAUUGCGGAAGACUCUAUAAUAAUGAGCGUAAUAAACAAUUUGAAAACAAAUAUGAAUAACAGUUCUUCUGACGAAACCUUUCUAACACCUGCAUGAACAAAAAUUGUCAACCAAACAAUCAAA